Messenger RNA from Paramuricea clavata, 5784 nucleotides. The record is from the annotation of a GenBank genome assembly. NCBI's taxonomy places the organism in Eukaryota, Metazoa, Cnidaria, Anthozoa, Malacalcyonacea, Plexauridae.
AUGCUCCCAGUUAUUCAAGCGGAAGUUCUCGGUCAAGAAGGAAAGCGAAGGAAAGCUAAAAUCUUAUUGAACUCUGGCGCACAAGUAAGCCUGAUUCGAAACUCGGUUGCCAAAGAUUUAAGGUUGAAAGGAAAGGAUGCGGAUGUAACCAUCACUAAAGUCGGAGGUGAAGAAGAGGAGAUCCAUACGAAGUUAUACAAAGUCAGUUUACUGUCACUACAGAACAAUAGUGUUCAUCAUAUUACUGCUAUUGGAAUACCGUCCAUUAGUGACAAUGUCGCCUCAGUUGAUGCUGGUAAAGUCAGUGAGAAACUGGGUCUCGAAGGAAGAAAGAUUGUUCGAGGAAACGGUCCAAUAGACAUACUUAUUGGAAUUAAUCAUGCCAAGAUGCAUACCGGUGAGACAAAGGAAGCUGAAAAUCUAGUCGCUCGACGGUCACCACUCGGUUGGGUCGUGUUCGGUGCAACAAGUGGAUAUCAAAGAAGAGUUAACAAAGUGUUGCACGUCCAGCUGACAAAUCCAGUAGACAUGACAGACUUCUGGACAACGGAAGCAAUGGGUGUUACUACGAAGUCAUGUAAGUGCAAUCCCGAAAAGCUUAGUCCAAUCGAACUACGCGAAAAGAAGAUCAUUGAGGAUUCGUGUGAAAGAGUUGGAAAUCAGUGGAUGGUUUCAUAUCCGUGGAAAAAGGACAAAAACUUGCUACCAGACAACCGAAGCCAGGCACUCAAGAAACUAGAAGCCACCGAACGCCGCCUUAUGAAAGAUCCCGCCAGCGCCAAAGAGUAUAACAAGCAGAUAACCGAAAUGACUGAGUUGAACUUUGCUAGAAAGUUAUCGAAGGAAGAAAUAACAAACCACAAACGUCCAGUACAUUACAUCGCUCAUCACGAGGUAGUAAGGCCGGAGAAGAAAAGUACACCCGUUCGUAUCGUGUUUAACUCGUCAGCUAGUUACCAAGGACACAAGCUCAAUGAUUACUGGUUCAAAGGACCGGACUUGCUAAAUAACUUAUUCGGUGUUGUGUUAAGAUUCAGAGAAAACGAAGUUGCAAUCAGUGGAGACAUUUCUAAAAUGUAUCAUCGAGUGUUGAUUCCUAAAGAAGACCAAGACGUACAUCGGUUUCUAUGGAGGAACCUAGAAACGGACAGAGAACCUGACGUCUACGCGAAGACCGUACUUACAUUCGGCGACAAGCCAGCACCGGCUAUGGCUCAGAUUGCACUCCGUAAAACAGCAGAAGAAGCAAGAGAAACCAAUCCGGAAGCCGCAAAAACCCUUCUCGAGAAUAGCUACGUCGAUGACAUCUGCGAAUCCGUUCCAAACGUUGAGAAAGCACAGCAACUCACUACUGACGUAGAUAAAGUAUUGGCUUCAGGAGGCUUCAAAGUUAAAGGCUGGACAUCAAAUCAUGUUCUUACUGAAGAUAACUCGAAUCAAGACGGAAGCAGUUCGACCGGAAUGACAUUACUUACAAACGAGACCGCUGAAAAGGUCCUGGGACUUGUUUGGGAUCAUUUGAAGGAUGUUUUCACAUUCAAAGUUAAUGUUGAACUCUUGAAUUCUGAACAAGCCGCCGCUGUACAGAAAAUCCAAGGAAAACGGAUAACGAAACGAAUGAUCUUGAGUCAAAUAGCUCGCAUAUUUGAUCCACUCGGUUUUGCCGCUGCCUUUAUUGUUAAAGCCAAGAUUGGAAUGCAACAUCUUUGGCAGAAAGGAGUAGAUUGGGACGAACAGUUGUCAGUAGAUGAGCACAACAAGUGGAUGGAGUUGUUCGCACAAAUGAAAGAGUUAAACGGUGUCACGAUUGAAAGAUGUCUGACUCCUCCCAACGCAUUUGGAAACCGAGUUCUGUGUGUAUUCUCGGAUGCAUCUAUCGAAGCAUUUGGAACUUGUGCUUACAGUAGAUGGCCUCUCGGGGACGGCACGUUUGGUGUUACGUUUAUCGCAGCGAAAUCAAGAGUAGCACCUUUGAAACAGCUUACAAUUCCACGACUGGAGUUGCAGGCAGCAGUAUUGGCUACACGUCUAGGGAAAACCAUCGCAGAAGAAUCCAGAUUCCAAUUUGAGAAAGUCGUAUAUUUUCUGGAUAGCAUGAUUGUGUUGGCAUCGAUUCGCUCGCAAGCUAGAUCAUUCAAAACAUUCGUGUCGACCAGAAUAGGAGAAAUUCAAAGCAAUUCUGAUCCACUCCAAUGGAAGCAUAUCCCCGGAGAAGUGAAUGUAGCAGAUGACGUAUCUAGAGGCAUAUCAGUGCAAGAUUUAACUCGAAGAUGGAAAUCCGGACCCGAUUUUCUUAGCCACCCAGAAGAACAAUGGCCCGAAACCAUUUCAGCUGCAGUAGAAGAGAAAGAAGUAAACACGGAACGUCGUAAAACACCAGUUGUUUGCACCGUAAGCACAACGAAAGAAGCGAUAUGUUGUACGAACAUUUCAAGUUGGCGAAAACUAGUAGGAGUAACAGCUCGAAUACAGAAACUCGGAGCGAAAGUACAAAGCAAACGAGAAGGAAGUAACGCAACCGGCGAAACAGAAAAUCACGGAACUCUCACCCCAAAUGACCUGUACAAAGCCGAAGUGUAUUGGAUCAAACAAGCGCAGAAAGGUAUUCACAGCCGAAUAAAGAAUGGCGAAUUGAAGCAGUUUAGCCCUUUCGUAGAUGAUGAAGGAAUUAUCAGAGUCGGAGGUCGUUUGAGCAAAGCAAUGGUGACGUACGACUGCAAGCAUCCCGCAAUGUUGCCAUACAAACAUUGGGUAUCCCUAUUGAUAACGCGUCACAUGCAUCAACGAGGACAUUCUGGUAUCGCCUCAACCACCGCCAAAAUUCGAAGAAAGUUUUGGAUUCUACGAGCUCAUAAUCUGGCUAAGAAAGUAAAACACGAAUGCGUAUUCUGCAAAAGAACGGAACACAAGUUAGAAACUCAACUGAUGGCAGAUCUCCCGGAAAAACGACUAGCACCCCAGACGCCGCCGUUUUAUUAUACUUCUUGUGAUUACUUUGGCCCUUACGCAGUGAAAGUCGGAAGAAACAAGACAGUAAAACACUACGGAGUGAUCUUUACGUGUCUCAACACUAGAGCAAUUCAUUUAGAAUUGGCUGUCGACUAUUCCACGAUGAGUUACAUGCAAGUUCUCAGAAGAUUUUUCUCCAUCAGAGGAUGUCCAAAAUUUAUGCUCAGUGACAAUGGAACCCAGUUAGUUGGUGCUUCAAGAGAGUUACGAGAGAUGAUACAAGGUUGGGACAUCAAAACACUUCGUGAUUUCUGUGCUGAAAAUGGAAUGGUAUGGCAAUUUAUAACGCCUGCAGCGCCGCACCAAAACGGGGUCUCUGAAGCUUUGGUGAAGAGCAGUAAAUACGCGUUAAAGAAAGCAAUCGGAGAGCAAGUACUAACACCAUUCGAGUUGUACACGUGCUUGUUAGAAAUUGCAAAUCUGGUUAAUCAGCGACCGAUUGGCCGUAUUCCAAACGACCCGGAUGAUGGAUCGUAUUUGUGUCCAAACGACAUGUUGCUUGGUCGUUCCUCGUCCAAUGUACCUCAAGGUCCAUUCAAAGCUACCAAGAACCCAAGAGAUCGUGUAGAAUUUGUGCAGCGAAUCGUAGAUUCGUUUUGGGUCAGAUGGACAACCGAUGUUUUUCCGUCGCUUAUCCCAAGAAAGAAGUGGAGCGUAGAUCGUAGAAAUAUCCAAGUGAACGACGUGGUGAUGACAGUGGAUACAAAUGCUGUAAGAGGAAAAUGGACUAUCGGACGAAUCACAAAAGUACAUCCCGGAUCUGAUGGCAAAGUGCGAAACGUGACAUUGAAGACCCCUACUGGAGAAUACCGAAGGCCAGUUACGAAGAUUGCAGUGAUCUACCCUAACGAAGGAUAUGGCGAUGACGACGUCGUCAUCGGCGGGGGAGAAUGUUGCGAACAGUGACGUAAUGUAUAUUUAUUUAUGUAAUAUAUUCAGAUUAGCCAUUCUUAAUUAUGCUAAGACGCGGGAAAUAAUACAUGUGUUAUAAGGUUUGUAAUAGCGACUUGAAACUAUAUCGGACACGCUAGAUAUAUCGGACGAAUUAUUUGUUGUUUAAAGAGGAUUGUUCAAAAACUCGUCAAGAAGUAAGUUACUGAGAAAGAACACGUAUGUACCAUUUAUACUUUACUUACAUUAGUUUUAUAUCUUUAUACUUUUAGAUCGAAUAAAAAUUAUUGACAUAUUUAAUACGUUCAAUUGACUAUACGAUUCGCGGGUCUUUGUCGGUAAUAUAUUGAGUUCUGUCGAACCCAACGGACCAGUAAGUUUUCAUAGUAGCAAGUCUGUGUCCACCAUGUCAAAUGCCUUUCUUAGGUCAAUAAAUACAAUCCCAUUUAUAAGACCGUUCUCCAUAUUUUCCGUCCACAUAUUAAUAAUUAAUAAGUUUGCUUAACGCUGUUUCACAUGAACGGUUUCUCCGAAAACCGGACUGGACAUGGUGUAAUAAGUUAUGACUCACAAGGAACUCAUAAAAAUGGUUGUAAAUGUGACGUUCCAGUAUUUUGCUAACAGCAAAGUAUGGCUAGGGGUCUAAAGUUAUUGACAUCAGAUAAAGGACCAGCUUUAUGAACUGGGAUGAUCUUUGAUGUUUUCCAUAUCGUUGGAAAUACGCCAGCUGACAAACUUUUGUUAAAUACUUUUGUUAAUGAUGGGGUUAUGAAAUUUGCUGAAAUCUUUAAAAUCUUGUGGCUUAAUCCGUCCAGUCCAGUUGCUUUGUGUGUUUCAAAGUUAAGCAAAUGACUAUAGAUUUCCUUGUCAGUUAUUGGUGGAAUACUGAAAGCUAUGUCAUCGUUAACAUUUGAGUUUACCAUCUCUGUUAAUUUAUCAACGUUAGCUGAUGGUAAGAACCAGUAGGUAUUUGGCAGGGGUUCAGAGGAUUUUAGAAAUGUUAUUUUACCCUAAAUUAGCUUUUUAACAUUAAAGAUUGCAAACUAUGAUAGACUUACAUAGGUGUUUGGCUGGAAACGGGGCAGACGAGACAAACUCGAUUGAUUCUGUGGAUACCUUUCCCCAAGAGAUGUUGAAAUCUAGAGUCUCCUAAAUGGCAUUUCCUACAUCCUAGGGAGGAUUUGACUUGCAAAAUCAUCUACGGUUAAAAAAUUUAACCCCCACAACAACCGUUUCAAACCAUGUAAGGGGGAAUCAUGAGUGUUCAAUAUGCAAUAAGUUUGCAUUUGAGACAGAGAACAAUAUUAAGUUCUGCCACUCUAAUCACUCUUUUGGAGGACUUUGCUCGCCCCACUUUGCUCAUCCCUGUUCCACAACCUCCAUCACGUAAGAGUUUGGUAAAGAAAAUAGGGGCCUGGGGUUCCUCUCAGAAAAUUUAUAUAUUUUUGAUGCUCAGUUUAUUCAUUCAUAACCCCAUGCACUUGUUGCAGUGUGCAGUACAGUAGUUUAUAUAGCCUGUAUCCUCACAUUCCACUCAAUAGCAUUAGCUGUGAGUUGGAUCUGCCAGUGUAUGUUCAAUAAAAGUUACCUGAAGAUGAAGAUGACAAUAAUUUAAUGCUUAACAAUAGAAGAAAAAAAAAUGAGUACUACUGGUCCAAUGUCAAGCCACAGAUAGUGAAAGAUCUUCCAGAUGGUAUUGAUGGGCUCCCGAUUUAUGUGCUAAAGAAAACCGGCAACAAACAAACUAAUAACCAAGCAUUACAAGAUGGAAGAAGAGCUGUCCAACAGAAUGGCUGGGUCAUAGGUGUGCUCGAUUUGCCGACUGCAAAGGAUCACACAAAUGCCUCAAUGAUUUUUGUGUGUGAUAAACACCAGGCAGUUUGA